Messenger RNA from Salpingoeca rosetta, 1466 nucleotides. Its product is annotated as NEK/NEK6 protein kinase. NCBI's taxonomy places the organism in Eukaryota, Choanoflagellata, Craspedida, Salpingoecidae. Gene Ontology annotation, molecular function: protein kinase activity; ATP binding. The record is from RefSeq and is a predicted model, not a curated record. The coding region runs from base 269 to 1153 and encodes 294 amino acids. Gene Ontology annotation, biological process: protein phosphorylation. The transcript has 9 exons.
ACCACCACCACCAUUCAUCAUCAUCAUCAUUGGCCUCGCUGUAUCCGCUACACUUUGUGGUGUCGCAACUGAGUUUUCAACCAAAACAACAACAACUGCUGCUUCGCCUGCCUGCCAACCAAUCGCUCGCGUCUUGCUCUGUACUGCUUGACGGCGCUUGUUGCAGAACGCACACAGGACCUUUCUCGCUUGCCCUGCUACCAAUCAGAGCUCUCUGCACACACGCACACACGCGUACACAUCCCCGCAUAUACGCCUACACACAACCAUGGACACGGGCAUGGAUGUGGACACGGCUUCGUCGUCAAUGGCAGACAUCUACGGCGACAUUGCCAACUACCAGAUUGAGAAGAAGAUUGGCCGCGGGCAGUUCUCUGUGGUGUACAAGGCUCGUUGCCUCGUGAACAACCAGCUUGUCGCCUUCAAGAAAGUUCAGAUCUUUGAGAUGCUUGAUGCCAAGGCAAGACAAGACUGCAUCAGGGAAAUUGACCUGCUCAAAUCCCUUGACCACCCAAACAUUAUCAAGUAUCUCGCGUCCUUCAUUGCCAACAACGAGCUGAACAUUGUCCUUGAGCUUGCCGAUGCCGGUGACCUCUCCCGUAUGAUCAAGCACUUUAAGAAGCAACGUCGCCUCAUUCCAGAGCCCGCAAUCUGGCGCUACUUUGUGCAAAUCUGCCGUGCUCUCGAUCACAUGCACUCGCGUCGUGUCAUGCACAGAGACAUCAAGCCUGCGAACGUGUUCAUCACGGCCGACGGCACGGUCAAGCUUGGGGACCUUGGCCUCAGUCGGUACUUCAGUUCCCGCACCACUGUCGCCAUGUCGCUUGUUGGCACGCCGUACUACAUGUCACCUGAACGCAUCCGUGAGCAGCCCUACGACUUUGCAUCCGAUAUCUGGUCCCUCGGCUGCCUCCUCUACGAGAUGGCGGCGUUGCAGUCGCCGUUCUAUGGCGACCAGCUCAACCUCUACUCCCUCUGCCGCAAGAUUGACAAGUGCGCGUAUCCCCCGCUCCCCAGCGACGUCUACUCGGAGGAGUUGCGGACGCUUGUGAAGCGAUGCAUUAUUCCAGACCCGGCUGAGCGCGCGCACACCCAAGAUGUGCUUGCUGUCGCAGAACACAUGCACGCUGCUGCAUCAAGUGCAGCCGCAUAGCUAGCAUGUACUGUGUACUCUGCGUUGUGGUUUUGACAUGCUUGUGAACGUGUGUGUGUGAACGUGUAUACGUGUGCGUGUGUGUGUGUGUGUGUGUGCGUUGGUGUAUUUGUGUGUGUACGUGUGUGUUUGUUGGUGUGCGUUGUGUGCGUCUCUCUCUCUUCCUCUGUUGUGAUGUGCCAUGCACGUCUGCCCUUCUAUUCCACCCUCGCCGCCUUCCACAGGUCCUUUUUGCUUGCGUUGCUUCAUCGCUUCUGUUCUGUUUUUGCCAUGUGUUGGUUUGGAUUCAUUGCUUUCCUGUCGCCGUUGUUAC